Molecule: messenger RNA, 1539 nt
Organism: Hipposideros armiger (great roundleaf bat)
Lineage: Eukaryota; Metazoa; Chordata; Mammalia; Chiroptera; Hipposideridae
Product: E3 ubiquitin-protein ligase SIAH1-like
Exons: 1
Coding region: 180-1028 (282 amino acids)
Biological process (GO): multicellular organism development; proteasome-mediated ubiquitin-dependent protein catabolic process
Cellular component (GO): cytoplasm
Molecular function (GO): zinc ion binding; ubiquitin conjugating enzyme binding; ubiquitin protein ligase activity
Source: RefSeq, a predicted model, not a curated record
AGCCCGCGGGGAGCUGGGGCAGCCGUAACGGAGCGGGCUCUCAAGCGCAGACGGCUGCAUCCCACGGUGUCCCGUCCGUGUCUGUCGGCGUGACGAGCAGGCGGUGGCCAGGGUGGCGACGGCGACGGAGCGCUUGUGAGCCGGGACCCGGGUCCGAGGCGCGCUCUCCGCCCAUAGUAAUGAGGCGUCAGACGGCAACAGCAUUACGGACUGCAGCCCUCAAGUGCGCACGGCCCCAGAGGGUUUCAGCCCUGACUGGCACAACCGCGGCCAACAGUGACUUGGCGAGUCUUUUUGAGUGUCCGGUGUGCUUUGACUAUGUGUUGCCACCCAUUCUUCAGUGUCACAGUGGCCAUUUUGUUUGUAGCAACUGUCGCCCAAAGCUCACCUGUUGUCCAACAUGCAGGGGCCCCUUGGGAUUCAUUCCCAACUUGGCGAUGGAGAAAGUGGCCAAUUCAGUCCUUUUCCCUUGUAAAUAUGCCUCUUGUGGGUGUGGAAUAACUCUGCCACACACAGAAAAAGCAGACCACGAAGAGCUCUGUGAGUUUAGGCCUUAUUCCUGUCCCUGCCCCGGUGCGCACUGUAAGUGGCAAGGCUCUUUGGAUGCUGUCAUGCCCCAUUUGAUGCAUGAGCAUGAGUCCGUUACCAAGCUACAGGGAGAGGACAUAGUUUUCCUGGCUACAGACAUUAAUCUUCCUGCUGCUGUGUACUGGGUGAUGAUGCAGUCCUGUUUCGGCGUUCACUUCAUGUUAGUCUUGGAGAAACAGGAAAAAUAUGAAGGUCACCAAAAGUUCUUUGCAAUUGUACAGCUGAUAGGAACACGCAAACAAGCUGAAAAUUUUGCUUAUCGACUUGAGCUACAUGGUAAUAGACGGCGACUGACUUGGGAAGCCACCCCUCCAUCUAUUCAUGAGGGAAUUGCAACAGCCAUUAUCAAUCGUGACUGUCUAGUCUUUGACACCAGCAUUGCACAGCUUUUUGAAGAAAAUGGCAAUUUAGGCAUCAAUGUAACUAUUUCCAUGUGUUGAAAUGCAAAUUAAACAUUUUCUGGCCAGUGUUUAAAAUCAUUGUAUUCAAUUUCACAGAGAAUAUGUACUCAUUUGCCUGCCUACCUUAACUUUUGGGAAGUGGAAAUUAGACACAUGAAGGUAAAUAAAGGGAAAGCCUGUUAAAUACAGGAUAUAGUUGCAUGUAGUAACACUAAUAUAUUAAAAAUAAGUCAAUAGUAAACCAUUGAAAACAAUAUCUACACAUGGAUACAACCAAGAUGGGCAUCUUUUGUAUUAAGAAAGGAAGCAUUGUAAAAUAAUUCUGGAUUUGUGUUUGUUGUAGAUUGAGUGUACUCUUGAAAAAUAAUGGGUUUUUAUUUUUUUGUUUUGUUUUGUUCUGUUUUUGAGUGUGUGUGUGUGUGUCUGUGUGUGUGUGUGUGUCUGUGUGUCUGUGUGUGUCUUCAUUUUCCUUUAACAAGCCAUGUUGUAUGGUCUUUGACUACUGCUUUUCACCUUUGCGAGUCAAUACAUAGUGCUGCUGCUGUGUGUA